GCUGCCGCAGCCGCCGCCGCAUCGCUGCAUCUCGGUAGAUUCUAUCCGACCCGUGCCUUUCCAUACUUCCAUAUUUCCUUCCAUUCCCUCCCACCCCCGCGCCCGCCCCCAACACACCAACGGAAGGGCAACAGCGGACAGAGAAAAGCCCACCAUGUCGACGCGUCCCUCGCUCUUCACGCGCGGCCUCUCGGGGUUGUCGCAGCAGUCUGACCCCAACUCGCCGAUGAGCGUAUCGUCGCCGGCCGAGCAGCGGGACGACGCCAAGCGCAACUUCCUCAAGGCGAUGCGGCCACUGCCGACCCAGCAUUACUGGAACGUGUGGUUCGACCGGCAGGCCAAGGACCAGCAGCAAUCCAAGACGACGGACGGCGGCAACGGCGAGUAUCACGCGCAGCUGGAGCAGUUGGGCGACCGAAUAGAGAGCGUGCAGGACUUCUGGCGGUACAAUAACAACACGCCGGUCGACCAGAUCAAGAUGCGCGAGAGCAUCUACCUCUUCAAGUCCGGCUUCAAGCCCAUCUGGGAGGACCGGCGGAACAUCCUGGGCGGCAGCUGGACGUUCCGCGUGCCCAAGAGUAUCGGGCCGGAUGUGUGGACGCGAGUGCAGCUGCUGGCGAUAGGGGAGAAAUUGCAGAGCGUGCUGGAAGAGGGCGACCAGAUCUGCGGCGUUGGCCUCUCCGUCCGCUUCAACUCGCACCUCAUCUCCAUCUGGCAUCGUGACGCUUCCCGCCAGGGUUCUAUCGACGCCAUGCUACAGUGUGUGCUCGACGAGCUGCCGACGGAGCUGCGCCCCACGUCGAACAACUACUUCUACAAGAAGCAUUCGGACCACGCCGGGUUCAAGGUCCCGCCCGAGUUGCAGGCGGUGAUUGACUCGCAGCGGGCGAGGGAGGCGGCGGCUAAGGCCGCGCAGGAGCAGGCUGCCGCUGCUGGUCCCGGUGCUGGUACGGAUGCCGCUGGUCAAGGGGCGGCGCCUGAUAUUGUGGAGGUGCCGCCUUCCGGGGAGAAAUAGGGAUGGGUGGAUGCGAAAUGCCCGGUACAACUUGAAGGGUAAGGAUGUUUUCAGGACAUUUUGAGAUGGGCCUCUUCCAGGUCUC
Chaetomium strumarium is the source of this 1100-nucleotide messenger RNA. RefSeq names its product translation initiation factor eIF 4e-like domain-containing protein. Lineage: Eukaryota; Fungi; Ascomycota; Sordariomycetes; Sordariales; Chaetomiaceae. Bases 155 to 1015 code for a protein of 286 amino acids. Gene Ontology annotation, biological process: translational initiation. The transcript is spliced from 2 exons. Gene Ontology annotation, cellular component: eukaryotic translation initiation factor 4F complex. Gene Ontology annotation, molecular function: translation initiation factor activity; RNA 7-methylguanosine cap binding. The record is from RefSeq and is a predicted model, not a curated record.